Molecule: messenger RNA, 4826 nt
Organism: Sarcophilus harrisii (Tasmanian devil)
Lineage: Eukaryota; Metazoa; Chordata; Mammalia; Dasyuromorphia; Dasyuridae
Product: transmembrane protease serine 11F
Exons: 10
Coding region: 356-1678 (440 amino acids)
Biological process (GO): proteolysis
Cellular component (GO): plasma membrane; extracellular region
Molecular function (GO): serine-type endopeptidase activity
Source: RefSeq, a predicted model, not a curated record
AAGUAUCUUACUUUUAUUUCAAGUGGUCUUGAACAAAUUAUUCGAACCUUGAAAAGGAAGAAUUACGACCUCACCAUAAGCGCUGCUUAGAAAUUGCCUUUUCAAGUAUGUCAUUGUUUACAUAUUUAUUUGUGGUUGGCCAGCACAUUGGAAUUCUUCCUCCCUUGCGAAAAUGUUCAUGUGUCUUAUCAGCUUGAAUCAAGGCUGCAGUCACUGAAACUAGUCAGACUGGUUUUUGUCUUUAUUGCAAGUGACUUCAUUGUUCAUCUUCAUCCAGUCUUCAAAGCCUGGACUGCAUCCUGAGAUGAUACAGUUCCGAUGGUGACAGAAGGAGAGUUGCCCAGGUCCUGGGUACAUGAUGUACGCACCAGUUGCAUGCCAACAAGACAAGUAUCCACAAAUUAACUAUCCAAGAAGACAAAACCAAUUUUGGAACCCUCUCAGGCUAGCUAUUUUCACAGUGGUUAUUGUGAUCAUCAUAGUGAUUGCCAUUGGGAUUGUUGCUCGUGUUGUUAUUGCAGAUGAAAGGACCUUCUAUUACCUUGUCACCUUUAAAAUCACUAAUAUCAAAUAUAAAGAGAAAUAUGGAAGAAAAACUUCAAGAGAAUUUGUAGAACGGAGUCGUCAGAUUGAAAGAAUGAUGUCUAAGAUAUUUCGCCAGUCAUCUCAUAAAGGAAGAUACAUCAAAUGCCAUGUUAUCAAACUGAGCCCUGAUAAAGAUGGCGUGAAAGUCCUUGUGUUGUUCCUUUUUCGCUACCCUUCCUCCAUUGGUGAAACAAGAAUUAAGAAAAAAAUCGGAAAUACACUUUAUCAGGCCCUGAAAAACAAAAAUUUUUCUUUGGCCAUAAGUAAUCCUUCAAUUAAAAUCACACCCAUUGAUAAUAUGAAGACAAGGGAUCUUCUCAACAGCCGCUGUGGGAUACGUACGACUGCAUCAUCCUUGCCAUUGACAUUAGCUUCAACAACUGAUAGGAUAGUCAUGGGAACUACAGCUGCAUUAACAGGAGAGUGGCCAUGGCAAGCCAGCCUCCAGUUAAAGGAUUCUGGUCAUCAAUGUGGCGGCAGCUUGAUCAGUAACACCUGGAUCGUGACUGCAGCACACUGCUUUCAGAAAACCAAGAAUCCAACACAAUGGAUUGUGACCUUUGGAACAACCAUCAUUCCACCUUUAAGAAAACAAAAUGUUGACACAAUUAUCGUUCAUGAAAAGUAUAAUAACAUUACACAUGAAAAUGAUAUUGCCUUGAUGCAACUAGCUGAAAAUGUUGAAUAUUCUAAUGAGAUCCAACGAGUUUGCCUCCCAGAAUCUUAUAUAAAAUUGCCACCUCACACAAGUGUGUUUGUCACUGGAUUUGGAUCUGUAGUAGAUGAUGGACCAACCCAAAACGUUCUUCACCAAGCCAGAGUGGAAAUCAUUAGCACUGAUGUGUGUAACAGAACAGAUGUGUAUAAUGGUCUUAUUAAAAAAGGAAUGUUAUGUGCUGGAUUCAUGGAAGGAAAAGUUGAUGCUUGUAAGGGUGAUUCUGGUGGACCCCUAGUUUAUCCUGAUCACCAUGAUAUCUGGUACCUUAUAGGAAUAGUGAGUUGGGGAGAAUCAUGCGCUCUUCCCAAAAGGCCUGGAGUGUACACCCAAGUGACUCAGUAUCGGAACUGGAUUAACUCAAAAAUUGGUGUAUAAUGCAAAGUUUUUGGUUGAGUAAAAUGAAUGAAUUGUAUAUAAAUAGUGUUCAUCUGAAACUCCUACAUCAUAUGUAUUUUUCAUCUGCAUGUGGUUUGGGUCAAUGCCCUGAAGACGUCAUAUUUCACAAAAACUCAUAUUGAUUUAUUACUCUCUACCUUGCUGCACAUAUCACUUAUAUUCUUCCUCCCAUGAAAAAGCGGAAUCUAUAAUGACAGAUAAAACAAAGUCAAUAACAAUGAAAAAUAUUUUCAAAUAUGAUAUUUUAAAAAUGUUUUCCUAAUGAUUUUUGUUUUUAGAUUGGAGUCAUUCCCAAAUAUAUCAUUACUGCCUCCAUAUUGGACCCACUCUUACAUCAAUGAAAACCAAUUCAGAAGAUUAGUACAUACACAUAUAUAUAAUAUAUGUACAUAUUUAUAUAAUGUAUGUGUAAUGUCUCUGACCAUGCAUUCAACAUUCUGCAUCCAUGGUGUCUAUAUCUCUCUGAUAAGAAGACCUCUCUGAUAUUUUGGUUCCUAACUAUAUUUAUAAACUGUUUUUUUUUCCUAUGGUGAAGAAGGAGGCAUUUUUCUCUAGGAUACUAGGGAGCCUCCAACAUUGUAUAGCAAUUCUUUCCACUUCCUGAUUCUUAUAAUAAAUAUAGCUGCUUGAUUUAAGGCUGGAGGUGAUAUAGGUAGAACCAAUUCUUCUAGGGACACAGUAACUGAAUUAUGUUACUUAUUUACAGUAUCUUCUAGUGGCAGAGAAUGGAAGUUGAUAUAUAAAAACGGGAAAUCUUAUCCAAGUCCAAUACCUAAAGGACAGAAUGUUAACCAUUAUACUAUGGAACUUGCCAUUUAUCUAUCUGAAGCUAUAAUAUAUAACUUUCAUUUUUAUAUAAUGCACAGAGCAUUUAUUUACUAUACUGAUACUCAUUCUUCAUAUUGCAAUAAGAAACUUAUCAUUGGUUUGGUGCUAAAUGCAACUAAGGAAUCUUGGUGAUAAAUAUGGAUGAACAAAGGGGAGAUAUUGAAGAAAGGAUUGCCUCAGGUAAAUCAUAGCUGAUUUCUAAAUCUCCUUUUGAGUGUGUGUUUUAAAGUAUGUUUGAAGACAGGAAAGUUGGUCUUUCCAGAUCACUAGUGGAAUAAUGUAUUUAAUUCCUUAUUUAUAAAGAACUGUGUCAAAGUAUAAUGAUCAGUGUUCUAUUAUGUCUGCUAUUGAUGGCUUUCCCACUUUUCUUCAAUAUAUAGUGUCAUCCUAAAUCUCCAGGAAAAAUUCAGUGAUUUUUAGACAGGAAAGCCAGAUUCACUAAGAUGAAUAGGCUGAUAUUUGAGGAUCAUAUGCAAUACAAAUUCUUCAUGGGCUUCAUUUAAUGUAAUUUGAAAUAAGUCUAUAUGUUCCUUUCUAAAACUACAUAAUUCUAUUUUUUCAUAACAUUUGCAAAAAAAAGGCAGGAUUGACAUUUUUAAAAUGAUUGGUAUGUCUUAUAAAAUGUUUCAAGAAAUUUUUGCCCAUAAACAAGAUUUCAUGGGAUACUAAGAUCUACUGCUUUCAACAGCAGCAGGGAACUCCAGAUAUAUUUGUGCUCAACUCAGGGACUAAUGUGCAAAGCACAUCUCUUGUAGCUGUGAAUUACCAAUGAAGUGUCUGAUUUCUGUUUUUCAUUUUUUUGUCUUGAUCUCCCUCCACUACUUUCCCCACAUUACCUUGUGUUUAUUUCUUAGCUGUGUACAUUUACAUCCUCCUAUCCUACCCAAACAGUAGUAAGCAAGUUUUUUGAGAGCAGGUAAUCCUUUUUUUGAUCUCAGAAACAAACACAUAUCCUGGUAAAGACUUUAAAAUGUUUGUUGAAUCAAAUUGAAAUAUCCAGAAAUAUUGACAAAGUCUGUCAGGCACUCCUGCAGAUUCUACCAAUUGUGAUUUUUUGUUUUUAUUUUUUAGAGGCCAUAUGUGACAAUGACAGAAAAUUGAACAAAAUCCCUUAAUUAUUAUUUACCUGAAAGCAUUGUCUAGAUUUAAGAGGAAAUAUUUCUAUUAUGUUUUCAUUUGACAGAGAUGCUAUUUCCUGAAUUUUAAGUAAAGAGCUAAGUAACAGUAAAAAGAGAGACUGUGUAUAGUAUAUAGUGCAUUAAUUUUGACAUCAAUAGACUUAAAUUCAAAUCCAGCCCCUGAAACACACUUGGCUCCUGGCUAACUGUAUGAAGCCUGGCCAGUCACUUAAUUUCUCAGUUCCAGAAACAAUUCUUUAAGAAUUGUUAUAUAUAAUAUAACAUAAAAGAAUAAAAUAUAUAGUUUUUUACAAAACCUAUCAGUAAUCUUCACUUGUGGAGAGAGUCUCUAUACCAGGAGAUGCAUACACAAAAGAAAUGGUACUAGAUUAAAACAAAGAGAACAGCUGAUUAUCACUAGGGGAAACAAGGUGAAUACAAAAUAUAAUUCUCUUUUCUAGACAAAAACUUCCUAAAUUUUCUGGACAAUUUCUAUCAUAGGUGACAUAUAUUUGAUUAACAACAAAAUCUGCUAAUGCUAUCCUUGAGCCUCUUGGAUAUUAAAAAAAAGAGCAGAGAAUACUUUUGAAAAUUUUCUGUUUGCUCAGUUUCUGUAUUGGACUUAUGGCUACAUGCUAUUAUAUUGUUCUGAUUCUCACUCCGAAUUUUCAUUUCAGUAAGACUGAUAUUCUAUUGGUCUCUGUGAUAUGAGUUUAUUUCCUCCCCUAAUGUUAUUAUGUUAUUUACAUAUGCCCAUUCCUUUAAUUCAAUUAUAUUGUAAUAUAUCAUAUUUUGAAAAUGACCAUAAAAGUUGAAGUUAUAAGUCUUAGCAUUGCCAAGGUGAUCCAGCAUCAUAGUGCACUACAGGCUUCUUAUGCUCUAGCACUAGCUUGGUCUCAGUUUGUUGAAUGGCCUUUUACAGCCCAUUAUAUAAGAUAUCAAUCUUUUAACCUCAAUUCCUCCAUUGAAUGACAUACUGGCCUACCUCACAGGGCUGUUGUGAGGUUUAACUUACAUGAAUUAAUAUCUACUUGUCUUUGAAUGUUUGGAUAAAAGCUAUUAUAAAAAUGCAAAGUCUAUUAUUGUGAACUGCUAGCAAUGCAGAGGGUGAUUUUCUGUCACCAUAUGUAUUGAUAUUUUAAUGUAGUUUUUAUACAGUUGUCAGUAUUUUUAUUUAUGUA